UCGACAGCGGUGAAUGAUCCUCAACUCAACCUCCACAUUCUCCGUACAAUAUCUCUGGUGGUUCCUCCUCCAUUGUUCCUUGGCAGUUCUUCCAGUCCUUUUGAACGCAUUCGAGCAAACGUCAGCAUCAUGUUCAAGUGGGCACAGCAGCAGCUAGCCAACGUCGCCGGCACGCAGGAGCCCAUCUAUGGCCCCUCCGCGAUUAAGUCGGUUGCCGAGGAGGCCAAGGAGACGCCUUACACAGAGACCACAAGGGACGACUUGAAAUGGCAGGCCAUGGAAUCGACCAGCGUCGAGACGCAAACAUUCUACUUCAUGGCCGAGAGCGGGCAGCUCGCCUUUGCCCAGGUCCUCUAUAGCAACGUGGCCGGCAUCCGAACUACCUGCCAGUUCAACUGCAAGAUCUUCAGCCUCGAUGGCUCGAAACCCCGCCUCUGGUCCUCGACGCCGUUGAGCAACCACGAUUUCAGCGAGGACAUGACUGGCUUCUACGCCGAUGAUCUGGCCGUCGAGCUCUCCGAGGAUGGAACGACAUUCACGAUCAAGUCGAUGAAUGACGAGAAUGCGAUCGUCAACCUGACGAUCAAACGGACGGCGCCAGGUUUCAAGGCGGGAAAGACAGGCAAGACGCUGUUCGGCACCGACCUUUCCAACCCGUGGGGAUCCAUGCGUCACAUUUUUUGGCCGAGGUGCGUCGCCGAGGGAACCAUUACCACCAAGGAGGGCCCCGUCGACUUCAAGGGCAGGGCAUUCUUCUCGCACGCCCUGCAGGGCAUGAAGCCCCAUCACGCCGCGGCCAAGUGGAACUUCUGCGACUUCCAAGGCCCUACCUACUCAGCAAUCCUGAUGCAGUUUACGACUCCGCCGUCGUAUGGUUCGACGGUGGUGGCGGUGGGUGUCAUCGCCAAGGAUGGCGAGAUCAUUGUGGGCGGCUGCGAUAGCACGGUUACUCAUGUGCAAACCAAGAGCGACAGCGAAAACGACUGGCCGGAGCCGGCUAUCAUAAAGUACACAUGGGUUGGGACGAGCAAGGACGGCAAGCGGGUUGAAGCGGUCAUUGAGGGCGCCCUUGAGGACAAGUUGGACAGGAUAGAUGUCAUGGCCGAGGUCCCCGGCUUUGUGAAGACAAUUGUUGCCAGUGCUGUUGGCACGAAGCCCUACAUUUACCAGUACUCUCCCCAGAAGACGAAGUUGUCUUUGAGGCUCAAGAUCGGGGACGAGGAGGUUACCGAGGAGGGCGUCGUCUUCGCCGAAGCGACCUUCAUUUCACAAUAAUAAGCAAUUUCCUCGGUUGGACGGUGGGCUUUGGGUACUCUGUCGAGUUACUGGUCGUCAGGAUUAGCGUUUAGGGUGGCCAUCGUAGGAGACACGGGUUGCUCGCCAUACAACUGCGCUAUAUAUGGUUCCUGGGGUUGAGCAUAGGGCGGUUUGCAACAGACAGGAAAGGCUUCGCUGACUACCUAAUGAGAUGGGCCCGCAUAGUAACAAGGGCGUAGAACAG
Messenger RNA from Parathielavia appendiculata, 1501 nucleotides. Its product is annotated as oxidative stress survival, Svf1-like protein. Gene Ontology annotation, cellular component: cytoplasm. The transcript is spliced from 4 exons. Bases 130 to 1275 code for a protein of 381 amino acids. The record is from RefSeq and is a predicted model, not a curated record. Lineage: Eukaryota; Fungi; Ascomycota; Sordariomycetes; Sordariales; Chaetomiaceae. Gene Ontology annotation, biological process: response to oxidative stress.